UAGCGAGAUAAGGAUGAAAGUGUUUGUCUCGAUUCCAUAUAUAAAAAUGAGUAGGACGCCAGAAAUGGGAAAAUGCGAGCUGUGAUAUUAAUUCUGUGCUUGGCGUCCGCCAGGGCGGACAUGAACGACCUGGUCGACAUGUUCAUCGACUCGGCCAAGGAGUACGCCAUGGAGUACCACAUGGACAAGAUUAAACUGCCGAAUGUCAACUGGACUCUGAACAAGACCAAAGUCGGCCCCUGGGUGCUCACGGGUUUCGUUCAAACUGUGAACGCGACUGCCUGGAACACAACCAGCAUGAAAAGGGUCGGCGACGCGGUCGUCCUCACCCCUGGAGAAAACGACCUGGUCGUCGCCCUCAACGUUUCGUUCGACACUUUGGCAGCACACUUCGACGUCUUUAACUUCGACAUAGGUAUUCCGAAGAGUACGGGCGGUCUGGCAUUAGCCAUCAAAAAGAACCAAGUUGCCGUCCAAUUCACGGUCAUCGAUGAUAUUUCUGGGUUCUGCAAUGUGACAGUUGACCGUGCCGAGGUGACUAGCUUAGGUGGGAUCGCACUGCAGCUUCUUCCGCCCAGCGCUUGGAAUACAUUAAAGGACGACGUCUUCAACGCAUACCUUAACGAAUACGCCGUUGGAGUCCAACAGGCCGCCAAUCAAUAUCUUAAAAGUAUUUUACAGAUGUACGUCGAUCAGAUGGACCUAUGUCAGUACAUUCCGUCCGUGCAAUAAAGGAGCAAUGUUAAACUAUGACGUUUUUAAUAAUAAAACAACCUAGAAAAGUGUAA
Molecule: messenger RNA, 788 nt
Organism: Cimex lectularius (bed bug)
Lineage: Eukaryota; Metazoa; Arthropoda; Insecta; Hemiptera; Cimicidae
Exons: 2
Coding region: 73-732 (219 amino acids)
Source: RefSeq, a predicted model, not a curated record